UAUUCGAUGUUGUACUGAGUUGAUAAAGGUAAAAUGUGUACAAUCUAUUUUAGUAGCUGGCUAUAUCAACAAACGAAAAGUGAAAGGAAAAACAUCUUCUAGAUUAUAUUAUUUACACUAAACAAUCUAGACAAAUAUCCUUCUUGCCAUUAAGUCUUACAUUAUAGAUGUAAAGAGCAGUGAAUUCCUAAGACUUGCAUACAUAUAUAUAGAACAAUAAGUUUACUAUUAUAUGUUAUUGCAUCAUAAAUUAGAAUUAGUACAAGAUUAUAAUUGUCAUACCGAUACAUGGAGAAUUGGAUAUAUAUGAUAAUUUAUCAAACCGUUUCGUAAUCGGAACUGAUCAAAUCUAUUGCUGACUUUUCCAGUUGUCAGAUUUAUUUACCAUCUCGUGAGAUUGGAAAAGAUUCAAAUAACGGCAUAUUGGAACGUUAUUACCGAUUUAUUUUCAGCAAAUGUGAAAAUAGUUUUUUAUGUAGUUAUAUUAUGCUUUUAUAGAAAAAAAAAACCAAAACAUUCAGAUAUAAAAAACCAACCGCCAUUUCUAAAGUUUUAUUGUGUUUUUGUUGUAUAACACUAUUUUCCACAUGGGAUCAUUUUUUUGUCUACAAGAACAAACCGACGCAUUGUACUUAUUCACAAGAGAGAAGCUUUUUGAAUUUAUAAUUUCCGUUUUGAUUGAUGUUUGAUUGCCAAAGAUUCAUGCAAUUUGGAGUGAUGAAAUGUAAAGCGUAGUUUUUUUAUUAUGUACAUGUGUUGCUGUUAGUGUAAGUGGAAGAAAACUUAUAUUUAUGCAUGUUUUCUUCAAUAAAAUCCUCACAUCAAAGGUCGCAUAAAAUAUAUAUUAUGCUCUAAAAUCCUUCCAUUUUGAAUUUUUAGAAACUCGGAUCUGAAUCGGUACUAUUUUGAUGAAAUGUUUUCUGAAACUACGGAUUGACGAAGAGAACGGAAAUGCAUCUCUUGGGAUUUUCAAGAGGCUGUUACAUAUUAUGUUAACCUUUGGUGAAGGUCUUGUUUUUAAGAUGACAAGUAUUGCUUACAGCUUUAUGAACAAUAAAAGUACCGGAUAUAACAAUGAUAGUGAAAAUAGCAGACGGUGUACAGAAGUAUUUUCCGGAAGUAAGAAUCGUAGUGUUAGCGUUAGUGACGUCACAUCAAGAGGUGGGACAUUCCCAAAACAAAAUAGAAGGAGAUCAUCAAAACAUCGGCGGCAUCCCAUAAAGGCAAAAGUACAGAUCUGUGUACAAUUUUUUAAAGUUGGUGAGAUCGACACUUUGAAGGAGCAAUUUACGGCAGACGUUAUCGUAAAAGCAAAAUGGCGGGAACCUACACUAGACGGUCAAAACAAGUCGGCAGAAAAUGUAGAUUUCUCCAAGAUCUGGAAUCCGAAAUUGUAUAUAGAAAAUUCAUACGGCGAUCCUAAAGAGCAGAUGCGGUAUCGUAUACUCUAUAAUGAUAAAGGGGAAGCUUAUAUAUCAGAGAAAAGGGUCAUAAAAGGAACGUUCAUGGAAAAUCUAGAAUUGGACGACUUCCCUUUUGAUGUGCAGGAUCUGACGGUGACGGUAGUUUCCGAGUUACCGUCGUACGAAGUGGAAUUAAUAGAAGAUGAAACCGACCACCAUGUGGUUAACAGACAAUCAUUUGUUGAUGAACAAGAGUGGUUUUUAUACAUGCACACUGAAUGUUCUCGGAAAGAUAUAGUGAUAGAUCAGGCGGACAAUAGUAUAAGACGGUCUGCUCUAUCAGUUAAGUGUAGAGCAGCUCGAAGACCGGGUUAUUUUGUGUGGAAUAUAUUUAUGGUUACGUUCCUGAUCUGUACCUUAUCCUUCGCAACAUUCUCAGUACAAAAAGAAAAGCCAGAAAAUCGUCUGCAGCUUUCGUUUACUCUAAUCCUGACCGCUGUAGCGUUCAAAUCAGUUGUAAACAAUAGUUUACCAAGAAUAUCGUAUUUGACAUAUAUGGAUAAAUAUUUGUUGGCAGCUAUGAUAAUGUUGACAGUAGUGUGCUGUUGGCAUGCUAUAGUGACCACACUACCAGAUGCGUCACGUGACAUUGUUGAAAUUUACGUUUUGUCAAUCCUUGCUGUGAUAUACUUUAUAUAUAAUAUUGGAUUUUUAAUUGUGAUAUAUUUAUUUCCAUGGCGAAAGCGACGGACAAUGGUACAAAAAGACAGGGAUUACAGGGAGGAUCCUCCAACAGGACAGAGCUUCCUUAUGAAUGCUCUUAGUAAUGCAAGUACUUCAAGUUCAUCACACUCAAACAUACAUAGCAAGGAAGGGCUUCUAUUCAACUCAAAAUUUUGAAUGGCGAUGUCGUUUGUACACAAUGUGAUGAACUCAGAGGAUCCAAUGACACAAGAAAUAGAGGAUGAACUACUUUAAACUACUUGACCAAUCGAGAAAGCAAUGAAUAUGUUUUUGGCUUUAACCAAAUUAUUAUCAACAACUAACGUAUGAUCGUCAAGCUUUGGAACAAAUGUCAAGUCAAAGUUUAAGAUUUAAUUUCUGAUCCAUAUACCGAUUGCAGUUAAAACCAGAUCCAUAUACCGAGUCAAGUCAAAACCAGAACUGCAUACCAGAUCUAUAUAGCGAUUCCAGUUAAAACAAGAUCAAUAUACAUAUUGCAGUUAAAACUAGAUUAAUAUACCAACUCCAAUUAAAACCAGAUCUUUAUUCCGUGUUAAGUUGAAACCAGAUAUAUAUACGGUUAUACCGAGUCCAGUUAAAACCAGAUCAAUAUACAGAGACCAGUUAAAAAUCGAUAUACUUACCGAAUUAACUCAAAACCAGUACUCCCUGAUUUAUUGAAAUGGUUAAAAUGUCCCACAAACUUCUUUUCAAAUAAGUUUACAAUAAUUUUAAUUUUUGACAUGAAUGCUCCAAAAUUGAAUAAAGAAAAAAUCAAAAAAUAUAAUCGAAUCUAAAGGUAGAAGAUGAGAAUUUAAAAACAAUUUUAACCGUAUUAGUUAUUGUAAAAGAGCAUUAUUGUUGUCAAUAUAUUGUUAAUGUAAUAGAGCAUUUCAGAGAUGGUGUUAUGAAUUUCUGAUUGGUCUUUUAUAUGCAUCAGAUGAUCAAAUAAAGUCAAUCUUAUUCUUUAUCAUGAAA
Molecule: messenger RNA, 3104 nt
Organism: Mytilus californianus (California mussel)
Lineage: Eukaryota; Metazoa; Mollusca; Bivalvia; Mytilida; Mytilidae
Product: cys-loop ligand-gated ion channel-like
Exons: 9
Coding region: 909-2303 (464 amino acids)
Biological process (GO): signal transduction; monoatomic ion transmembrane transport; regulation of membrane potential
Cellular component (GO): synapse; neuron projection; membrane
Molecular function (GO): extracellular ligand-gated monoatomic ion channel activity; transmembrane signaling receptor activity; neurotransmitter receptor activity
Source: RefSeq, a predicted model, not a curated record